GUCAGGUGUUUGAUAAAUUGUCUGAAUGAGCUUGGACUGCAUUUUUUUUUCCAAGGGGAGGCACUUUGUAAGACCCCCUGCAAAAAGCAAGAAAAUGAAGGGAGUUUCGAUUUUUGCUUUGUGCCUUUGUGGAUGCAGACAAGGAAAAUGAACUAUUAUGAGAAACUGAUGAAAUUGGUGAAGCCUGGUGUGGUACUCAUCUAUGACAACACCCUCUGGCAAGGCACUGUUGUUGCCUAUCCAGAAGGGGCUGUCUUUCCAGAAUACAAAAGGAAGGAUAGGAAACUUGUAAUGGAGUUCAACCGACUGAUUUCGGCUUCAGUUGAAUGGAAUUAGAAGUGUGUGGAAUUCGUUUUAAAUUUUCAUUUCAUUGUGUUUCUUUUUGUAAGUAUAGGUCCAAGAUCAAUGAUCUUGGACAUAUUGUGAACAUAUUACCAGGACUACUGGUUACCUCCUAGAGUCAAAUUUGAGUUCAAACCACUCAAUAAUUGAGGUUUGAUUGA
Molecule: messenger RNA, 503 nt
Organism: Rubroshorea leprosula
Lineage: Eukaryota; Viridiplantae; Streptophyta; Magnoliopsida; Malvales; Dipterocarpaceae
Source: the annotation of a GenBank genome assembly